CCUACCUCCUUUUAAGUCUUUCUUCAGCAGCUGGUAGUGAGUGGUCUUUCCUUUGUUUACAGUGCUUACUGCUAACCUAACCAUGGGAUCCGACUGAACGUAAUCGGGUCCGCAUUUAUGAACUGUGACCCCUGCCUGACCUGUGACAAGUCACAUCAUCCUCAGAGAGUGGCACCAGCAUGGCAGGGCUGGCGUUGGAGUGGAGGGGCUGACAUCAUGCUCUCACCCUCCUGACACAUUUUUAGAAAGCCCUAAAUACUAGAAGGAGAGAGGGAGGAAAAGCCUUAGAGGGAGACAGACAGUCCUUGACAGUGGAGAGAGAGAGAGAGACAGAGAGAGAGAGACAGACAGAGAGAGAUAGAGAGAGACAGAGAAGAAGGGAGGAGAGGAGAGACAUUAAGCCUCAUCAAAAGAAACAACAGUUCUCUUUCACAAUAAAUCUCAUCGACUUACCAUGCCAGCAAAUACUCAUUGAAUGGAAUUGAGACCACAAAACUCACAUCAGUCUUUUCAAUCUCUCCUCUUCCCUGGUUGUUGUUCUAGGCCCAAAUUACAAUAUGUUCUCAGUCAACUUACCUGGUAACAUAAGGGUUGGAUAAAUUACAUCAGUCAACUUACCUGGUAACAUAAGGGUUGGAUAAAUAACACCAGUCAACUUACCUGGUAACAUAAGGGUUGGAUAAAUACCAUCAGUCAACUUACCUGGUAACAUAAGGGUUAGAUAAAUAACACCAGUCAACUUACCUGGUAACAUAAGGGUUGGAUAACUAACACCAGUCAACUUACCUGGUAACAUAAGGGUUGGAUAACUAACACCAGUCAAGUUACCUGGUAACAUAAGGGUUGGAUAACUAACACCAGUCAAGUUACCUGGUAACAUAAGGGUUGGAUAAAUAACACCAGUCAACUUACCUGGUAACAUAAGGGUUAGAUAAAUAACACCAGUCAACUUACCUGGUAACAUAAGGGUUAGAUAAAUAACAUCAGUCAACUUACCUGGUAACAUAAGGGUUGGAUAAAUAACACCAGUCAACUUACCUGGUAACAUAAGGGUUGGAUAAAUAACAUCAGUCAACUUACCUGGUAACAUAAGGGUUAGAUAAAUUACAUCAGUCAACUUACCUGGUAACAUAAGGGUUGGAUAAAUAACAUCAGUCAACUUACCUGGUAACAUAAGGGUUAGAUAAAUAACAUCAGUCAACUUACCUGGUAACAUAAGGGUUGGAUAAAUAACAUCAGUCAAGUUACCUGGUAACAUAAGGGUUGGAUAAAUAACAUCAGUCAACUUACCUGGUAACAUAAGGGUUAGAUAAAUAACAUCAGUCAACUUACCUGGUAACAUAAGGGUUAGAUAAAUAACAUCAGUCAACUUACCUGGUAACAUAAGGGUUGGAUAAAUAACAUCAGUCAACAAUAACAGAACAACGGGUCAAAACAAUGUUCAGACAGACGGACACCUCGUCCAAGAGACGUCAUGGAGGACAUGGGGGUCUCACAACCUUACCCUCGCCUCCUCACCCCCACCAGGGUGGGCGUAUCCGGGGGGUGGAGGUGGCCCGCGGGAGGGCAGGCUAUGGGUUCACCCUCUCUGGCCAGGGCCCCUGUGUCCUCAACUGCAUUCUAAAAGGAAGUCCGGCGGACUACGUGGGUCUCCGCUCCGGUGACCACAUCCUGUCGGUGAACGACAUAAACGUCUCCAAGGCUUCGCACGAGGACGUCGUCAAGCUGAUUGGCCGAUGCACGGGGGUUCUGCACCUGGUCGUCGCCGAGGGAGACCGGGGAGGCCGUCGUCACGGACACGGUGGUACCAACCGCAACCGUCGCCACGGAAACAAUUCAGGAAGUCCAGCCGGAGGAGCGGCAGUCGCCGCGGACUCGUGCUCCAGCGACGAGGAGUUGUGUGGUUUCCAUAACAACAGCAGCGGAGGCGGAAACAACAAAAACGUGAAGCCGGGUUCUCGUGGUAACGGCGGCGGCGGUGGAGGAGGAGGAGGAGGAGGAGGAGGUGGUUGGUUCAAGCCCAAGCUGGACUCUAAGACCCUGGGUAUUAACAGGGCAGAGAGGGUGGUGGCGGAGAUGCAGUCUGGAGGAAUAUUCAACAUGAUCUUCGACAACUCUUCACACUCCUCCAGCAGUUCAGAGAAAGACAGGGUCAUCGCUCCUCCUCCUCCUCCCCGUGUCUCCUCUUCCUCGUCUGCGUCGGCCAAGCCUGCGAGGCCCCUGUCAGAGCCAGAGUUCCCCCCGUACCAUAAGGGCCGGGGCCGGUCCCACAGCAACCCCAACCUGCUCUCUGAGGAGGAGAUGGACAGGGUUCUAAUGGCCGACGACUCAGUGUUCCUGGACGGGUUCCAUCUGCAGGAGGCAGAGCUCCAGGUGGAGGUGGAAGGGGAGGACUUCUGCCUGGAGCCCAGUGAGGGUAUCCUGAACGUGGGUAUGAUGGUAGGGUACCUGGGCUCCAUAGAGCUGGCCUCCACAGGAGCUAGUCUGGAGAGUGACAGUCUGCAGGCCAUCAGAGGAAGCAUGAGACGACUCAGGGCUGAACAGAAGAUACACUCCCUGGUCCUCAUGAAGGUGAUGCACGAUUGUGUGCGGCUGUGCAGCGACAGGAGACAGGUCCUUGCUACCUACCCCGCCGAGAAGCUAGCCUUCAGCGCCUGUUGCCCCGACGACCGACGCUUCUUCGGACUGGUCACCAUGCAGGCCACCCAUGACGACGACGGUCACUAUGGCAAUGGUAACCGGGAGGAAGAGGGCGGGCUGAGGACUUCCUGUCACGUGUUCAUAGUCGACCCGGAACUCUGUCAUCACCAGGUCCAUGUGGGUGUGGCCAGGAGGUUUGGGUUUGAGUGUACUCCUGAUCCUGAUACUGGAGGGUGUCUGGAGUUCCCUUCUACCUCCCAGCCUCUGCUCCAGUUUGUGUCUGUCCUCUACCGGGACAUGGGGGAGAACAUUGAGGGGGUCCGGGCGCGGGCGUUCGUUGAUCCGGACAACGACCCACAGCAGAACCACAGCACCAGUAGCAACAGCGACAGCGGCAUCGGUAACUUCCUGCCAGAAGAGAAGAGUAACCGUGUCUUAUUGGUCGACCUGGGAGGCCAUAAUCACAACCCCGGUCCACGCCACUGGGACAGCCCUCCUCCUCCCUCGGCCCCGGGCUGGAACCAAGUCCCUCCCGGUGUCGUCCCUGGCCCCCCUCUACCCCCUCCUCCUCCUCCUCCUCCUCACCACAACAACAGCUACCGCCACGACCCCCCCCCUGCCAUCCCCCCUCGAGGGGCCCACUCCUCCCACCCCUCACUCCACCACUACCCGCCAGGGAAGAGGGGAGGUAAGGGGGGAGGAUCUGGAGGAGGAGCGGAGCAGAGCCUGGCCCAGCACCAUCAGUCUCAACGCUGGUUACCAGUCCAUGUCCUGAGAGACUGGAGACAACCAGGCCAGGCAGGACAAACACCGGGACAAGCAGGGCUGUGUAGUGAUCAGGAGUCCUAUGCUGAGUCAACGGAUGGUUGGUCAUCGGCUAACUGUAGCACCCUCCCUCCACCCAUGAACAAGAUACCUGCGGAUCGCUACAGGGCUCCACUACCAGCCGGGGACCUGCCCCUGCCUCCACAGCCUCCCAGGCUGGCCACGCAGAAGGAUGAGUGGGCUAAGAAGCUGUUUGGGGCCGCGGCCGGAGAGAAAGGACUCAGAGAGCCCAAGCAGAACGGGAAGAGACGUGGAAAUGGGAAAGACGGGGAGAAAAAGGCUGGUCGGUUUAGAGGUCUGACUAAGGGCUUCCCUCCUCUACCUCAGCGUUCCUCAGGAAGGCGAUCCUUCGGCCGCUCCAAACGCAUCAGCCUGGCACGCUCACUGGAUGACCUGGAGAAAACCCUGAACUGUGAGGGAGCUACGGAAGGAUCUGCCGUGGUCUCUGAUGGAGAGCUGAACAGUGGAGACCUACAUGGCUGUGGUAGUGACAACAGUCUGAACAGUAAUGCCAGUCUACCUAGUGUCCAGUGCCAUCGACGUCACACAGAGAGACGGGUGGCCAGCUGGGCGGUCUGCUUUGAGAGACUGCUGCAGGACCCGGUCGGAGUCCGAUACUUCUCAGAGUUCCUGAAGAAGGAGUUUAGUGAGGAGAAUAUUGUGUUCUGGCAGGCCUGUGAGUUCUUCAGCCAUGUCCCCGACAACGACAAGAAACAGUUAUCCCAGAGAGCUAGAGAAAUCUAUAACAGUUAUUUAUCCAGUAAGGCCACUACGCCGGUCAACAUUGACAGUCAGGCCCAGCUGGCAGACGAUAUUCUCAACGCUCCCAGACCAGACAUGUUUAAGGAGCAACAACUACAGAUCUUCAACCUGAUGAAGUUUGACAGCUAUACUCGCUUCCUGAAGUCCCUGCUGUAUCAGGAAUGUAUGUUAGCGGAGGUGGAGGGGAGGCCUCUACCAGACCCCUACCAUAUACCCAGCUCUCCGACCUCCAAACACAGUACCGGGUCAGAUAGAUCCACACCCAAGAAGGAGAACAAGAAGACUAAGUCGGGCCGCUCUCUGAGCGAAGAGAGGGGGGGGGAUGAGUGCGGAGGAGAUAAGAAGAAAGGCAUGUUCUUUGCGUGGUCACGGAACCGGAGCUUCGGGAAAGGACCCAAGAAACGGGAUCUGGCCGACAUCAACUACA
Salvelinus fontinalis (brook trout) is the source of this 4654-nucleotide messenger RNA. RefSeq names its product regulator of G protein signaling 12b (gene rgs12b). Lineage: Eukaryota; Metazoa; Chordata; Actinopteri; Salmoniformes; Salmonidae. The record is from RefSeq and is a predicted model, not a curated record. Gene Ontology annotation, biological process: signal transduction. Gene Ontology annotation, molecular function: GTPase activator activity; protein binding.